This is a messenger RNA of Cotesia congregata, 2097 nucleotides long. The record is from the annotation of a GenBank genome assembly. Lineage: Eukaryota; Metazoa; Arthropoda; Insecta; Hymenoptera; Braconidae.
AUGCCGGAUAACGACGAACCUUACUCUUUGAGAAAGCACGGACGAGCACUUUUCCCAGAAGGGUUACCACCAACCACUAGAAAAAAAUUUCAAUUCACUGAUCCACGCGACGCGAAUGCAACCGUAGAUUCAGGGGUCGGGAAAUCUUUAAUACACCCGGAAUAUACUUCGGACGAAGAUUCAGAGGGAGAACCAACUGUUAAAAACUCAAAUAAUUCGGAUUUAGAUAACCUUAGCGCUAAUACUCUUAUCGAAAAUAGUGGAAAUAAUUCGGUCAACCUUAGUGCUAAUAAUCAUAUCGAUAAUAGUGGAAAUAAUUCGGUCAACCUUAGUGCUAUUAAUCUUAUCGAUAAUAGUGGAAGUAAUUCGGUCAACCUUAGUGCUAAUACUCUUAACGAUAAUAGUGAAAAUAAUUCGGUUAUUGAACAAGAUAAAGUCGAAGCAGAAAAAGACGCUUUUAAAAAUAAUACAGACACGUCCGUUUCGGAAUGUUUUGUACAAAACUUGCGGAAUGAGAUUGACCAACGUAUGCAUGUGUGCGAUAAUUCGGAGGAAGCGUUACAGAAUGCUAUUAAUAUCGAGAGGAAAUUGAACGCACGAAAAGAAUUACGCCGCGCACCCAAAGAAAAGAAAUCUAACGAAGAAAAGAAAAAGAGCGAUGAAAAAAUCAAAAAUUUUUCUAAGAGUGUUAACUUUACAACAGGAUCCCAGAAUAAGUCCAAUAAACCCUCCACAUCGCAAAACAAUAACAAGAACAAAAAUAAUAACUACCAGAAUUUUAAUAAAUGCUCAACAAAAUUCUUUUCCAAAGAAAGCGGGAAAAAACAACCGACCGAUACACGUUGUCAAAACAUCGGGAGCAUCGAGCGGAGACGAUUCCGAGUAAUGAAAGUAAAAUUAAAUUUAGAUUUGGAUAAUUUACCCUACGCUGUAGUUGGUAAGUCAUCCAAAACCGGUGACGUGAUUAUGAUGCUGGAUUCGGGUGCGUCACCAAAUUUAAUUAAAGCUAAGUAUUUAUCGGAUAAUACAAAAAUUGAUCUAAAUAGUAUAAUAGAAUUGCAUGGGAUAUCAAACGUCCCGGUCUUUACUUUGGGUAGUGUGACAAUUAAACUUUUUGAUAAAGACGCUGUAUGUCACGUGGUUUCAAACGACAUGACUAUUCCGCACGCUGGUUUGGUCGGAUCAGACUUUUUUGCAAAGCACGGUGCGAAAAUAGACUACAAGAAUAGAGUUUUAGAAACUUCUCUGCAGGAAAAAAAACCUACAGUGGGAACACCGAAGACUCCCCUGCAGGGAACAGUGGGCGCUCCAACCAAGAAGAGGGGAAGACCGCCUAAACAUCGAGAGAAACCUGAUGAAAAACGGAUUGACCCGAGCGAGGUAAUGCCUUCAUUAGAUCUUGAUGUUAAUGUAGAAUCCGACGCGACUUCUGAUGAUGAAUCGAGUUCCACCGACUCGGACAGUUCGAUCGAAACCACCAACGAAUUAAAAAGAGAAGAAGGCAACAAAGCAACCAACAUUAUAGCAACGAAGGAUCUAUUUCAGUACCGACAUGAUAACAUGGUAUAUUUUUUAAAUGGAGAUGGGCAACCUUGCGAUGAGGGUGCUCGAUCGUUGAAAUCAAUUGAUAAACUUCUUAAUGUUGGGUUCAUAGACACCGGUCAAGUGUGUUGGACCAAGAAAGGAAAUACGAAUCAUUUUGGAUUGGUGAUUCGCGGAACAAGCGGAGAAUCAAUUAUACGUGUCAGAAGCAACAUCGCCAAAUGUCUAGUAAAGCUCAAAGGAAUAUUGAAGGACAAAGGAAUAACAAAUUUCUUAAUAGCGUUUUCAGAAUUCAUCGAAAAUGUCGCGCAUGACCAUAAGACAUUACGAAUAGGUAACACAUUCAUUGACGGUCUCGAAAUAAAUACCACCACGGUACGUAGUAUCAGUUUGGCAGGCAGUGUUAACUCUAACGCUGACUGUACCAACUCACAGUAUUCUGAUCCCUUCGGUACAUGGGACGAUGUGUUUGUCAUCGGAACGGCUAGAAUCACACUUAGAGUACAAGAAAUUAGAAUUAAAGUUUCAGAAAAUAAGGUUUUGCAACUAGGUUAA